Molecule: messenger RNA, 3263 nt
Organism: Pocillopora verrucosa
Lineage: Eukaryota; Metazoa; Cnidaria; Anthozoa; Scleractinia; Pocilloporidae
Source: RefSeq, a predicted model, not a curated record
UUUGGUCGGGGAAGAUGUUUUGCGAGGACUGAAAAUUGAAAUCUUUUAGCAAGACUUUCAUCUCUAAGCGUAAGCGGGAUUCAUCGUUUGGAAGUGUUAAGGAAUGAUUUAAAGCGUGAUUUCAGAGCCGCUUGCUCGUCGGUAAUAUAUGAAAAUACAAUCAUCAAAUGGCGAAAACGUUGAAACGAGAAUUUUGCAUUGAAGUUAGCAUCCUCAUCCAGUUAUGUGGUUUUUACUUCUCUGGAGUCAUUCUUCCCAUUUGCUGGGGAUGUUCUGAUGAUGAAUGUCGCUCCAUUAUCUUCAAAGAACCAGUGCAAGACAAGGUCAUAAAAGGCCACUUAAUCCGGGCUGUGGAGAUACCCAACCGGGGGAGCUGUGACGUGAUGUGUUAUAUGGAGCCCAACUGUGUGUCCAUAAAUAUAGGACCAUCUCCUCAAGCAGGGACAUACAUUUGUGAGUUGAAUAAUGCCACGGAUGACAACAAAGGCUCACGUGUUUUACAGAGUAAAAAGGAUUACAUUUAUCUUGGUAUUGAGAAUCCCUGCAGCAGCAGUCCCUGUUUCAACAAUGGCACAUGUCAAGCUGGAUACACUAGUAAAGGAUUUCGUUGUAAAUGUCCUACUGGAUUCACUGGCGCAUUUUGCAAAGAAGCCUGCAGCUUAGACUUUGAAGAUGGAAUCGGUGGAUGGGAAAGGACAGGCACAGCUUUUGAUAACCAACCAACAUUUGGUGACAAUCCAAAGGCACGCAACAGAGAAAGCGCCAAACAACAGGGGAACUGGUGGAUAGGGGGAGCUGAACUUCGACCAAAGGAAAGCGCACCUCCUGGAAAACAACCACCGGAUGCGGAUUUACCCCAAGGCACUCUAACUUCCCCCUGCUUUCAGAUCGUUGGCCAUAACAUCUCGUUUCUUAUUGGUGGGGGCUGCGAGCUAAAUGAAAUCCGCGCGGAACUUAUUGUUAAAAACAAGGUUGUCAGAACUAAGACGGGAAACUGUUCGGAGACGAUGUACCGUAAGAGCUGGGACGUUGAGGAGUUCAUUGGUCAAUAUGCUCAAGUCAGAUUAGUUGACGAGAGAUCAGCUAACUGGGCUCACAUUAACUUUGAUGACCUCAGAGGGGAUGUCAUUUGUCCACCUAACAUUCUGUUGAACAAACCAACUGGAGUCCCUUCAAGUUUGCCAACAUAUCACAAGCAAGUGGCGGAAACGUGCAGGCUGAGUAUGGAAGCUUCCGUUUUACUUUUAAGCUUUCUCUUUUAUAGCGGUUUUAUUAUUCCGUUAUCCUCUGGAUGUUCCGCAGCAGGUGAAGAAUGUCGAUCCAUUGUUUUCAAAGAACCACUAAAGGGCAAAGUCAUAGAGGGGCACUUAAUCAGGCUUGUAGAGGUACCCCACCAAGGGAGAUGUAACGUGCUGUGCUAUAUGGAGCCCAAUUGUGUGUCCAUAAAUUUGGGGCCUUCGCAAGGAGGCAACUACAUUUGUGAGUUAAACAAUGCUUCGGACGAAAGUCCAGGCUCAUCCGUCCUUCAGAGUAAACAAGAUUAUACUCAUUUAAGCAUCGAGAAUCCAUGCAGCAGCAGUCCCUGUUUCAACAAUGGAACUUGUCAUGCUGGAUACACCGAUAAAGGAUUUCGUUGCAAAUGUCCUUCAGGGUUCACUGGCGCAUACUGCAAUAAAACCUGCAGCUUUGACUUUGAAGAUGGAAUCGGUGGAUGGGAAAUGACAGGCACAGCUUUCAUUUAUCAACCAACAUUUGGUGACAAUCCAGCAGCACGCAACAGAGAAAGCGCCCAGCAACAAGGGGACUGGUGGAUAGGGGGAGCUGAGAAUCGACCCCGCGAAAGCGAUCCAGCAGGAUGGCAGCACCCAGCUGAUGCCGACCCACCCCAAGGAACUCUCAUUUCUCCUUGUUUCCGUAUCGUUGGCAGAAAUAUCUCGUUUCUCAUCGGUGGAGGAUGUAACAUAAGUGAUAUUCGUGCGGAACUUAUUGUCAAAAACCAGGUUGUCAGAACAGAAACAGGCAACUGUAAAGAGACAAUGUAUCGUAAGAGCUGGGACGUAAAAGAAUUCAUUGGUCAAUACGCCCAAGUCAGACUAGUUGAUGAGAGGAAUUGUUGUUGGGGUCACAUCAACUUUGAUGACCUUAAAGGAGACAUCAUUUGUCCUCACUAUUUAAACGAAAACAACUGUAAUUCGAUAACCCAAGGAAAGACCACAUAUCUGACAUCCUUUCGAGUAAACAGUGUACUCGGAGUCAAAAUGUACAUAAUUAAGAAAGGAAAAAUGCCCUGGCCAAAUUUUUGUUUCUUUAUCUUGGCUUUUUUCGCGGGCCGCGUAUCUGCUAAUGAACAGUGCAGGAUGGAGAUCAACAUUCAAGAUGAUGGAUGCCGCCACAUUGUGUGGAAUCAACCAGUACAAGACAAACUCAUGCAGGGAAACGUAAUCAGAAGUAUGGAGGUGCCUCAUGAGGGCAGCUGUAAAGUAAUUUGUUAUAUGGAGCCCAAUUGUGUGUCCAUAAAUGUUCGACCUGCUACUCAAGGAGGAAACUUCAUUUGUGAGUUAAACAAUGCUACGGGAAGAAAUAAAAGCUCGUCUGCCCUACAAAGUAAAGAGGGUCAUAUCUACGUUGCCAUUGAGAAUCUCUGCAGCAGCAGUUCCUGUUACAACAAUGGCACUUGUCAAGCUGGAUACACCGAUAAAGGAUUUCGUUGUAAAUGUCCUUCAGGGUUCACUGGCGCAUACUGCAAUAAAGCUUGCAGUCUUGACUUUGAAGAUGGAAUUGGUGGAUGGGAAAUGACAGGCACAGCUUUCAUUUACCAGCCAACAUUUGGUGACAAUCCAGUAGCACGCAACAGAGAAAGCGCACAGCAGCAAGGGGACUGGUGGAUAGGGGGGAGUGAGAAUCGACCCAGUGAGAACGAUCCAAAAGGAAAGCAGCACCCAGAUGGUCCCGACCAACCCCGAGGAACUCUCAUGUCUCCUUGUUUCCGUAUCGUUGGCAGAAAUAUCUCGUUUCUCAUCGGUGGAGGAUGUACCAUAAGUGAUAUUCGUGCGGAGCUUAUUGUCGACAACCAGGUUGUCAGAACAGAAACAGGCAACUGUAACGAGACAAUGUUCCGUAAGAGAUGGGACGUAACAGAAUUCACCGGUCAAUACGCCCAAGUCAGACUGGUUGAUAACAAAUCUGCCAACUGGGCUCACAUCAACUUUGAUGACCUUAAAGGAGAUAUCAUUUGUCCUCACUACUUAAACGAAAACAACUGA